GGAAAUCAUGUCGGUUUUGGAACAACUCAAAGGAGCAUCAGUCGUUGUUGCGGAUACUGGAGAUUUUAAUGCGAUCAAGGAAUUCCAGCCAACAGAUGCAACUACCAACCCAUCGCUCAUCCUGGCCGCCUCAAAAAUGGAGCAAUACGCAGCAUUAAUCGAUCAAUCAGUUGCCUACGCAAAAGAGCACGCCAGUGGACAUCAAGAAGUGCUCCAAGCGGCUAUGGAUCGACUUUUUGUAGUUUUUGGAAAAGAAAUCCUGAAAACUAUUCCAGGAAGAGUUUCCACAGAAGUUGAUGCUCGUCUUUCAUUUGAUACUCAAGCAUCGAUUGAUCGGGCUCUUGGACUUAUUGCUCAAUACGAGAAGGAAGGAAUCUCGAAGGAUCGGAUUCUUAUCAAACUUGCUUCAACUUGGGAAGGAAUUCGGGCUGCUAAAUUCCUCGAAUCUAAGCACGGAAUCCACUGCAACAUGACACUGCUCUUCAACUUUGAGCAAGCAGUCGCGUGUGCCGAGUCAGGAGUCACCCUAAUCUCGCCAUUCGUCGGAAGAAUCAUGGAUUGGUUCGUGAAGAAUACCGAUCAGAAGGCCUACACUCGAAAAGACGAUCCAGGAGUUGUCAGUGUUACUCGAAUCUUUAAUUAUUACAAGAAAUACGACUAUAAGACACAAGUGAUGGCUGCCUCGUUCCGUAAUACUGAAGAGAUCAAGGGACUUGUUGGAUGUGAUCUUCUUACUAUUUCUCCGGCUCUUCUGAAGCAACUUGCUGCGGAGACGGAACUUGCUCCAGUUGUGCUCUCCACUUCUCAUGCCAAGACACUCGACCUGCCGAAAGUGAGCAUUGACGAGAAGGCGUUCAGAUGGGCUCUCAACGAGGACGCCAUGGCCACCGAGAAGCUCGCCGAAGGAAUCCGCAACUUUGCCAAAGACGCCAGAACUCUGGAGAAGCUUAUCGAGGCAAAGAUCUAAAUUGUAUUGAUUGAUGUAUUUGUCGUGCUUACUAGUUUUCCCCAAUUUCAUCAGUGUUGUGAUUUCCCCUUAAAUAUUUCGUUACGUAUUUUAAUGAACCCUUAUGUAAUUUAAA
This is a messenger RNA of Caenorhabditis elegans, 1082 nucleotides long. RefSeq names its product Transaldolase (gene tald-1). Lineage: Eukaryota; Metazoa; Nematoda; Chromadorea; Rhabditida; Rhabditidae. The coding region runs from base 8 to 967 and encodes 319 amino acids. Gene Ontology annotation, cellular component: cytoplasm. The transcript has 4 exons. The record is from RefSeq and is marked reviewed. Gene Ontology annotation, molecular function: transaldolase activity. Gene Ontology annotation, biological process: carbohydrate metabolic process; pentose-phosphate shunt.